Molecule: messenger RNA, 675 nt
Organism: Ilex paraguariensis (yerba mate)
Lineage: Eukaryota; Viridiplantae; Streptophyta; Magnoliopsida; Aquifoliales; Aquifoliaceae
Source: the annotation of a GenBank genome assembly
AUGAUUAAGGAAUUUGGACAAGACAUUUUUCUGGCAGCUGAAGCCACGGAUGGGAUCGGUGAUGCAGAAAAGAAAGCUUUGCUCAAAUUGGCAAUACUAACACAAGCUGGGUUCGUGAAGUUGAUGGUGGAGAAUAAGCUGGAUGCAUUGGUGACUGCUGGCUCUGAUGUUGCUCCUGUGCUUGCAAUCGGGGGGUUUCCGGGAAUUAGUGUCCCUGCUGCAUACGAUAUCAAUAGCAAGGGGGUUCCUGUUGCCUUAUCACUAUCUGAGUGGUCACUCGCCUUCAAGAGCCAUGAACUCUCAAUCAGAGAAGCCACUGUGCAGGACCUCCAAAAAGCCUUCAAGCAAAACCAGCUCACAUCAAGGCAACUAGUUGAGUUCUACAUUAAAGAAAUCAAUAAACUUAACCCGGUUCUGAAAGGGAUCAUAGAGGUGAACCCCGAUGCUUUAUGCCAAGCAGAGCAAGCUGACCAGGAGAGAGAGGUCAAGUCACCUAGGUCACUGUCUGGGUUACAUGGUAUUCCUAUCCUCCUUAAGGAUAAUAUUGCAACCAAGGAUAAGCUUAACACGACUUCCGGAUCGUUGGCGUUGUUAGGAUCAGUGGUACCCCGGGAUGCCGGUGUGGUGAUGAAGUUGAGGAAUGCAGGAGCCAUUAUAUUGGGAAGGCUAGCUUGA